Messenger RNA from Mycena citricolor, 1885 nucleotides. The record is from the annotation of a GenBank genome assembly. Lineage: Eukaryota; Fungi; Basidiomycota; Agaricomycetes; Agaricales; Mycenaceae.
CCCAGCGCUCAUCUUUUGCACUUGGCCCGCUCAUUCAGCGCAAAAUCUGCGAGCGCUUACUGUGGGAUCGCAAUCUGCGUCUGCCCUCCUUGGGACUGCUUUGAUUGGAGUCUGACAUCGCCUUUGCGAUUCCAAUGUGGUCACAGCAUUUCAAUCCGUUGGGCCUCCGUCUUGAUUUCAGGCAGCUGCAUAAGAUAGGCGCUCCCCAUCCUCUUACCUAGACUCAUUCUCUCCUCGAUUUCACCCACCCUACCGUGCUUACCGGUUACUCCAUCUCCAUGCGUUCCAAUUUGGUUGUCUCGAUACUUGCCGUCGUGCUCUUAGCGCAGCAAUCCACGUCUGCCUUGGCGCAGAGACACUCUAGGCACCUCGUCCACGACUUGCGUAUUGCGUUCAGUGCUGUUUCCAAGAGGAGAUACAGCAAUGAUGCUGUGUCCACACAGCAGGUGCUGUAUUGCAAGAACUUACGCCUCGGGUCGGGUUUGCAAUCGGCAAGCACUGGGCAUAUGGUUACCGCUCAGUCAUCCAGUUCGACGGCCCUUGCUCUAUCCCCUACACCCGCAACGAGUACGAGCAGCAACGGUCUGCCAGCCAGUACAACCAUCCCUGCAUCCAGUACGAGUGUGGCUGGCGAUCCGGCAUGGACGCUUGUACAGACAUAUACGGGCUCGACAUUCUUCGACGGCUGGCAAUUCUGGGACAGCGCCAUUGACGGCCCGGACCCCACCGGUGGCGCAGUGGACUAUGUCAAUCAGGCUGAAGCACAGAUGGCUGGCUUGAUCGAGAUCAACGAUGCUGGAAAUGCUGUCAUCCGAGUCGAAACUACACCUUCAGUGGCAUCCAACCGGAAGAGCAUUCGGAUAACCACACAAAUGUCGUUCACCGGCGGGUUGGUUAUUAUGGAUUCGCUUCACAUGCCCGCAGGCUGUGGAACUUGGCCGGCGUUCUGGUCGACGGGCCCCAACUGGCCUGCAGGUGGAGAGAUUGACGUGGUUGAAGGUGUCAACGAUGUCCUGGAGAAUCAAUCCACGAUUCAUACUUCCCAAGGCUGCACGCUUCCGAGUAGCGACCCGGCGCAACUGAACACGACCGCAGCUGUUGUCACGGCCGAUCUCAAUUGCGUGGCAAACCUUACUGAAACUGCCGGAUGUUGGAUGCAGUCGGGAUCAAAUGUGUCGUUCGGGGCAGGAUUCAAUUCCAUCGGAGGUGGAGUCUAUGCGAUGAAAUGGGACUCCGAGGGAAUUUCUGUCUGGUUCUUUCCGCGCUCGAUCAUUCCCUGGGACAUCUCAUCGGACAACCCAGUCCCGGACAGCUGGGGACUGCCUGUUGCACACUGGCCAGCGUCCACAUGCAACCCAGAGCAAUAUUUCUCCGCACAUUCCGCCAUUUUCGAUAUCAGUCUCUGCGGACAGUGGGCAGGAACAGUCUGGGGCACCAACUGUGCGACGUUGACAGGCUUCCCAACCUGCGAAGCAUUUGUUGCGCAGCAGGGCGUGUCGUUUAUCGAAGCUUAUUGGGAAGUGAAGAGCCUCAAGUUUUUCAACUUGACCUCGGUCUUCUGACGCAUGUAUCACAUACAAUGUACAUCCGCAGAAUCGUGCUCGAAUAGGACACUCGCGUAUUAGGAAGGAGGGAAAGAAAGAAGAUCAAUCUCGUGUCAUACAGUAUCACUGAGGUUGUUACAACACAGGUCCUCACGGUGCGACGUAUACACGUCAAGGAUCGGGGGGUUUGGAGCUGCGAGGGAGCGCCAUUCAUGCUGAUUGCGCUAUCCUUGAUUGGUGCGCAGAUGCCCCGCAUCUCCGCAAUUUAGUUCCAAGGAUCCCUCCCACAAAUCAAUGAUACUUACUAGAUCCAAAUAUGAUCAACUUCGAUUGCCACGUGA